This is a messenger RNA of Canariomyces notabilis, 600 nucleotides long. Its product is annotated as 60S ribosomal protein L25. Gene Ontology annotation, biological process: translation; ribosomal large subunit assembly. The transcript has 4 exons. Gene Ontology annotation, molecular function: structural constituent of ribosome. The record is from RefSeq and is a predicted model, not a curated record. NCBI's taxonomy places the organism in Eukaryota, Fungi, Ascomycota, Sordariomycetes, Sordariales, Chaetomiaceae. The coding region runs from base 45 to 515 and encodes 156 amino acids. Gene Ontology annotation, cellular component: cytosolic large ribosomal subunit; ribosome.
GACCGACUCGACAGCUUCGCCCAGCGCCGAUACAAUACUCCAAAAUGGCUCCCAAGGACGCGAAGAAAGGCGGUGCCUCCAAGGCCGGGAAGGGCGCUCAGGCGAAGAAGGCUGCCCAGGCUGCCCUGAAGGGUGUGCACGCCCACAAGAAGGUCAAGGCCCGCUACUCGACGACCUUCCACCGCCCCAAGACCCUUCAGCUGUCUCGCGCGCCCAAGUACCCGCGCAAGUCGAUCCCUCACGAGCCUCGCCUCGAUGAGCACAAGGUCAUCAUUCACCCCCUCAACACCGAGGGUGCGCUGAAGAAGAUUGAGGAGCAAAACACCCUCGUUUUCAUCGUCGAUGUCAAGGCCAACAAGGCCCAGAUCAAGCAGGCCUUGAAGAAGCUCUAUGACAUUGACACCAUCAAGGUCAACACCCUGAUCCGCCCUGAUGGCUCCAAGAAGGCCUUUGCCCGCCUCACCCCUGAUGUCGAUGCCCUCGACAUUGCGGCCACCAAGCUUGGCCUCGUCUAAACGGUGUUACUUGGACUUGGGACAGUCAAAAAUGAAAAAAAUGCGGCAUCAUCGAAGGGACAUGGAUUGCAUUUCGAUCGGCGUC